This is a messenger RNA of Paramecium octaurelia, 261 nucleotides long. Lineage: Eukaryota; Ciliophora; Oligohymenophorea; Peniculida; Parameciidae. The record is from the annotation of a GenBank genome assembly.
AUGAUUGUACAAAAACAAACUUCGCGUUCAGGAGGAUUCAAGAUGCCAGCCAAAUAGCAAGAGACAAGAAAUCUUAGUAAAAGCAUAUCAAUAAUGACCCUUCCAACCAAAGAUGAGUUGUUUAGUUAGUUGAGAAUUAAGCCUGAUGAUGACUUGGUUAAAGUCAAUAAUCAUAGAGGGAAUCAUGUCAGAAUUUCUAAGCAAUUGAUUUAAGAAAAAGAAAGAGACUAUUGCAAAUAUCCAAAUAGUAAGAAUAAUUGA